Molecule: messenger RNA, 660 nt
Organism: Echinops telfairi (small Madagascar hedgehog)
Lineage: Eukaryota; Metazoa; Chordata; Mammalia; Afrosoricida; Tenrecidae
Gene: TMEM210
Product: transmembrane protein 210
Exons: 4
Coding region: 1-435 (144 amino acids)
Source: RefSeq, a predicted model, not a curated record
AUGGCCCUGCCUCCCCAGCCCUCCUGCCUGGCAGGCAGCCCCCUCAGCUUGUUAUGUCUGUCCCUCUUCCUCAAGCCCGCCACAGCUGUGACCUACUGUGAGUGCAGCCUCGGCCUCAGCCGAGAGGCCCUCAUUGCCCUGCUCGUAGUGCUGGCCGGGAUCAGCGCGAGCUGCUUCUGCGCCCUGGUCUUCGUGGUGGUGGGCAUCAUGCGGGCCAAGUGUGACUCUGACCCAAGUCCCCCUGGACAUGAGGACAGCAGGUUGGGGGGUCACUAUGGGAUCCAGGAGGACCACAUGGCCCUGCGCACAGUGCGUGUGGAGUCCCACCUCAUGGACACUGAGCUGGAGGCUGCCAUGCUGGAUGAUCAGAGCCUCGGGACCGACCCCAUGGACCCUCUGGAUGAUAUCCCUGCCCCGCCCCCUGAGCAGGACUGAGGCCGGCCCCAAAGCUGCUGGGAGAGGAUUAAAGAGUAUUUUGUGGUUCUGCGCUGUCCUCCCUGUGGCCGAGGGGAAGGGCCAGGCCUCAUCACUCAAGUGCCCCACCUCCUGCUGUGGUCCCUCUGCACCUCAGGACGCUGUGUCCCCUGGAGUGGUUAGGAGCCCAGCCCAGCCCACCUCCAGCCAGGAUGCGUGGCCACUCCAGGAGGCAGCUGGAUGUGG